Messenger RNA from Camelina sativa (false flax), 2196 nucleotides. NCBI's taxonomy places the organism in Eukaryota, Viridiplantae, Streptophyta, Magnoliopsida, Brassicales, Brassicaceae. The record is from RefSeq and is a predicted model, not a curated record.
ACCUAAUUGACCUUUUGUCUUUCGCCGGCGCACUCGUCAAAGGUGGGAAUGGAAUCGCCGACACAGACGGCGGAGCAAAUAGAGUCAAUGACUGAGUUUCUAGUGAAGCACUAUUCGGAUCAGCUCCGCGACAUCUCUCUAUCUCCCGAUCCAAAACUUCACUACCCUCUCUUCAUCGAAUUCGCAGAACUCGUUGACGAUGAUCCUUCUCUAUCGCGUCUCGUUUUCUCCAAUCCUGAACAGUAUCUUCGUCAAUUCGACGAAUCAGCCAUUUUAGCUCACGUAUGUGCUCAACUCAAUCCUGAUUUUGCUUUCGAUUCUUCUAUUGGGAUUGGGAAGAGAUUUAUUUGUUUAUUUCUGAUUCCCACAGAGACUUUCCCAAGUAUUGGCCGAGUUAGAGUAAAGCACCGUGGGAUUCUUCUGAUGUUGAAAGGCACGGUGAUUCGCUCCGGGGCUGUCAAAAUGUAUGAAGGAGAAAGGAUGUACCGAUGUCGUAAAUGCAAGUUCAUGUUUCCUAUUUUCCCUGAGUUGGAAUCAAUUAACUCAAUUGUGAAACCACCCUUUUGUCCUUCUCAGCGGUCUAAAUCUUGUGAAGGCACAAACUUUGAUCCUGUAGAUGAUACAGUAACACGCCAUGAUUACCAAGAAAUCAAAAUCCAAGAAAAUACUCAGGUUUUGGGUGUUGGGGUUAUCCCAAGGUCCAUUCUAGUCGUCCUGAAAGAUGACCUUGUUGACAAUGUUAAAGCUGGAGAUGAUGUUGUUGUCUCUGGAAUCUUGACUUCAAAAUGGUCUCAUGACUUAAAAGACGUUCGCUGCGACCUUGAACCUAUGUUGAUUGGCAAUCAUGUCAGAAGAACUAAUGAACUUAAAUCAGAAAUUGAUAUAUCUUAUGAAUUGAUCGAGAAGUUUAAGAACUUUUGGAGCCACUUCAAAGAUACCCCUUUGAAAGGGAGAAAUGCUAUCUUACGAGGUAUCUGCCCCCAAGUCUUUGGACUCUUCACUGUUAAGCUUGCAGUUGCCUUAACACUCAUUGGAGGUGUGCAGCAUGUUGAUGCUUCUGGGACAAAAGUUCGGGGAGAAUCUCACUUGCUUCUUAUUGGUGAUCCAGGCACUGGAAAAUCUCAGUUCUUGAAGUUUGCUGCAAAACUGAGCAACAGAGCUGUGAUCACAACGGGACUAGGAAGCACAAGUGCUGGAUUGACUGUAACUGCAGUGAAGGAUGGAGGAGAGUGGAUGUUGGAAGCUGGGGCCCUUGUUCUUGCAGAUGGUGGACUCUGCUGUAUUGAUGAAUUUGAUAGCAUGAGAGAGCAUGACAGAGCAACCAUACAUGAAGCAAUGGAGCAACAAAGUAUUAGCGUUGCGAAGGCUGGCCUUGUAACGACUCUUAGCACAAAGACAAUCGUCUUUGGUGCUACAAAUCCUAAAGGACAAUAUGAUCCUGAUCAAUCUCUUUCUGUCAAUACUGCACUUUCCGGUCCCUUGUUGAGCAGAUUUGAUAUUGUGCUUGUUCUCUUAGAUACAAAAAAUCCCGAAUGGGAUGCAGUUGUAUCUUCUCACAUCCUUGCUGAGGUGCAAAUAGAGGAAGAUAGGUAUGUGGAUGAUCUGACAACUAUUUGGCCACUACCUGUGCUUCAAAGAUACAUUCAGUUUGUGAAAAAAAACUUCAGGCCUGUUCUAUCAAAGGAAGCAGAAGAAAUUAUUUCAAGUUAUUAUCGACUCCAAAGAAGAUCAUCGACACAUAAUGCAGCUAGAACAACCGUGCGGAUGUUGGAAAGCUUGAUACGUCUGGCUCAAGCUCACGCAAGGCUUAUGUUCAGAAAUGAGGUCACACGAUUAGAUGCAAUAACAGCAAUCUUGUGCAUUGAAUCAUCGAUGACCAUUUCAGCCAUCGUAGAUAGUAUGGGGAAUGCACUGCACUCUAAUUUCUCCGAAGAACCAGAUCAUGAACACGCAAAGCAAGAGAAGAUCAUCCUUGAAAAGCUAAGAGGAGACGACAUCUAUUAGCAUUCUGGCUUAGUGACCCGCAGAGAGAGAGAGAGGUUUGCAGCUGUAAUCUCCUUCACAUUUCUCCUGCAAGUUUUUUUUUUUAUGUAUAGAGGGCGUUCUGUGUGAUAAGGUAGGUUUUCAGACGGAUUCUAAAGCACUAGAGCAUUAUCAAAAAAAAAAAGAAAUAUAUGCAAGCAUGAUUGGCCUUAA